Prorocentrum cordatum is the source of this 1152-nucleotide messenger RNA. The record is from the annotation of a GenBank genome assembly. NCBI's taxonomy places the organism in Eukaryota, Dinophyceae, Prorocentrales, Prorocentraceae.
GAGGAUUCGCGAUUGAUGCCAGUGCCGCCUCGUUGCCACUUCGCGGCCGCCUCGUAGGAUUGGGAAGGGGGUCCUGGUUCCACAUUGUUAUGUUGUUGCAGCUUCCAGCGCUCCCCGCCGACGUUCUCCCAUAGCCAUUUUGGCCAUCCAGAGGUUUCCAACCAUGAUCCUCCUAUUUUUAUGCUUCCAUAUCAUGUCCUCCUGGGCGGACGCUGCACGCCUCGGAGUUGAUAUUCAUCAGGCAGCUGACGAGUCUGACAUUGGACUCGUGAAUGUGCAUAGGGGCGCACAAGUUGACGCACUCGUCGCCGACCCCACACCAGAUGCAGAUCGCAGGAGGCUUCGUGACGAACAAUAUCAGCUGGACGACUGCAGCCUCGACCCGACAGACAUGGCCAAGCGGAUGAAGAUGCACAUUCCAGACGACACAAGCAGCCAACUUGGUCGUGAUGAUAGCACCCUGCUCCCAUUCAUCCGCAUGGCCCGCAACAUGGCGAAACGAAUUGUUUCAGACUGCAGGUUUAACCCGUGCACGGCGGACUCUGAUCACCACUGCGAUCGUUUGGCAAAUUUUCUGUUUUCACGGUGCCAACGGGUGGCUAGCGCCAUCUCUACUGCAGAACUUGUGGGCGUACGUGCAGGCCAACUGACGGGGUACAAAGAACGGCCGGCAAACGCACUCAUACUAUCAAGCCGCGCGUCGCGGUCACAGUUGGAGGACGCCCUCGUCGCUCAGAUGCCCAGCGACUCUUUGCUGCUGUAUGUUGAUUACUACAGAGCGGACGAGACACCUCUGCCAGUGCGCACUCGCGCCACGGACUCCUUGUCAGAGCAGAGCGUGGCACCGUCGUCCCAAGGCAGCGGCCUUCCAGGACAACAGCUUGUUCAUCACGAUUUCGGGUCGCUGGAUUUCUCAGCCGACGCCACGGUGCCGCGCAAGAUUUUGCAGAGUGAGUCCAAGUUCGGCAUGUUGGUGCAAUGCGGACAUCCACGCAACCAGUUUGCAAUAUGUAUUGGCAAUACCCUCAACUGGCUGCAGUACAUGGACCGCACAACGGCGGAAUGCCUCAAAGCAGCAUGCAAAAUGACAAGAGCAGUUGGGCAGCCAUCCCGUCAAUUCAAAAUGAAAGUGAGGCUCGUAGUAGAGGAUGC